AACUAAUGAAAAUUAUGGAAAUGCAUAAAUCUAGGAAAAAGAAAAAAAAAAAGAAAAAAAGGAGAACCAAACCAACUCAUACCAUACCAUACCACAGUUAAGUUACGCGGAUGGAUGGGUGUUAAAUGCACCCCCUCUUACCCGUACCGUACGUACCCCUUCCAUUACACUGCCCGUCCACACCACGACAACGCCAUUUCCCAAUAAAAACAGGACAACUUUCCCCGCUACCGUUAAUUAAGACACACUCCGUUAACUCCGUUACAUUACACUUUUUAACUCCGUUUAUUUCUACCCCCGAGCCGCCUUUUAUUUAUGGCGUUGUUUGCGUUUCCCUAGCACUAAUACUUCUUCACUUCCUAUUCCCGGUUUCUUAAACCACCUUUACCGUUUAUUACCGGUUCUUUUCUUUAACCGCAGUUAAAAUCAUUAACCACUCUAGUUUAAGUCCCCUCUUCCGACACUGCUUCUUCUGGUCCUCCUUCAACCAUUUAUCAACUCAAAGAGAGAGAAAUUAAAAAAAUAAAAAUCUAGAGAGAGAGAGAAUUCUAGAGAGAGAGUGGGUAGUUGAAAGGGUCAAUUGAAGGUUUUUUUGGUCUUGAGAAUUGUUAGAACUUUGUGAGGUUUUUGAAGAAGAAGAAGAAUCUAUAUAGUUUUUGUUGGAUCAAGAAUUUUCAUGUAGAGUGAAUGUUUGUGAUGAGAGAUCUGGAAGAUAGAGAUAACAUGACAUCAUCUGAAGUAUCUAUGAAGGGAAAUUCUGUUAACGGAAAAGGUGAAACCAACGAUGGUGGUGUUGCCGAUGGUCAAAAUGGUUCUUCAUCUUCAUCAUCAGGAAGAGAAGCUGAAGCUGCACUUUACAGAGAACUAUGGCAUGCGUGUGCUGGACCUUUGGUAACAGUUCCAAAAGAAGGAGAACUUGUGUUCUAUUUUCCUCAGGGACAUAUUGAACAGGUUGAGGCUUCAACAAAUCAGGCGUCGGAACAACACAUGCCGGUUUACGAUCUCCGUCCUAAGAUCCUUUGUCGGGUUAUCAACGUUAUGUUGAAGGCUGAGCCAGAUACUGAUGAGGUGUUUGCACAAGUGACUUUGGUUCCAGAGCCAAAUCAAGAUGAGAAUGCGGUGGAGAAAGAACCUCCGCCUGCUCCUCCGCCGCGGUUUCACGUCCAUUCGUUUUGUAAAACGUUGACCGCAUCUGACACUAGUACUCAUGGUGGUUUUUCUGUUCUUAGGCGUCACGCUGAUGAGUGUCUACCUCCACUGGAUAUGUCAAAGCAACCACCUACACAGGAAUUGGUGGCCAAAGAUCUACAUGGGAAUGAGUGGCGUUUUAGGCACAUCUUUCGUGGUCAACCACGUAGACAUUUGCUGCAAAGUGGUUGGAGUGUUUUUGUCAGUUCUAAGAGGCUGGUUGCUGGGGAUGCAUUUAUAUUUCUAAGAGGUGAGAAUGGGGAGCUUCGUGUUGGUGUCAGGCGUGCAAUGAGACAGCAGGGAAAUGUUCCGUCCUCGGUUAUCUCUAGCCAUAGUAUGCAUCUUGGUGUCCUUGCAACUGCUUGGCAUGCUGUGUUGACCGGGACCAUGUUCACUGUCUAUUACAAGCCUCGGACCAGUCCAGCUGAAUUUAUUGUUCCGUACGAUCAAUACAUGGAGUCUCUUAAGAAUAAUUAUACCAUAGGCAUGCGGUUCAAAAUGAGAUUUGAAGGUGAAGAAGCACCUGAGCAAAGGUUUACGGGAACCAUUGUUGGAAUUGAAGACUCUGACUCCAAAAGAUGGCCUAAAUCUAAAUGGAGAUGUCUCAAGGUUAGAUGGGAUGAAACAUCUAACAUACCUCGUCCCGAAAGAGUUUCCCCUUGGAAAAUUGAGCCUGCUCUUGCUCCUCCAGCUCUAAAUCCCCUUCCAAUGCCCAGGCCGAAAAGGCCCCGAGCUAAUGUGGUUCCAUCAUCCCCAGAUUCUUCUGUUCUAACCCGCGAAGCAUCAUCCAAAGUAAGCAUGGACCCUUUGCCCUCCAAUGGUUUUCCGAGGGUCUUGCAAGGUCAAGAAUCAUCGACCUUGAGAGGAAAUUUGGCAGAAAGCAAUGACCCUUAUACUGCAGAGAAGUCAGUUGCAUGGCCACCAGGAAAUGAUGAAGAAAAGAUUGAUGCUGUUUCUACUUCAAGAAGGUUUGGAUCAGAGAACUGGAUGUCAAUGUCAAGGCAGGAAGCAACAUAUUCAGAUCUUCUGUCAGGAUUUGGUGGUGCCCGUGGAGAUCACGCUUCCCAACAAUUGUUUGUCGAUCAAACCGGUCAUGUGGCCAAUCACAGUAGGAAAAGUAUGUUUGACCGUGAAGGCAAGCAUAAUGUGCUAAGUCAAUGGCCUGCAAUGCCACCUGGUCUGUCACUCAAUUUCUUGCACUCUAAUACGAGAGGUUCUGCACAAGGCAGUGAUAAUUCAACCUACCAAGUUCCAGGGAAUAUGAGGUACAGUGCAUUCGGUGAUUAUUCUGUGCUUCAUGGACACAAAGUAGAAAACCCACAUGGAAACUUUUUGAUGCCACCACCACCUCCAACUCAAUAUGAGAGUCCUCGUUCAAGAGAACUGCCUCACAAACAAGUAUCUGCAAAUACAAGCGAGGCUGCAAAACCGAAAGACGGUGACUGUAAGCUUUUUGGUUUCUCACUUCUCAGUAGCCCCACAAUGCCAGAGCCCUCUAUAUCGCAAAGAAAUAAUACAAGUGAGCCAGUUAGUCACAUGCAAAUUUCAUCACAACAUCAUACAUUUGAAGAUGAUCCAAAGUCUGAGCAUUCAAAGAGUUCAAAACCAGCAGCUGAUAAUCCAGUUGUAGUCGACGAUCAAGAGAAGCUGUUGCAAAUUUCUCAGCCUCAUGUUAAAGAUGUUCAAUUCAAAUCACAAAAUGGUUCUGCUAGAAGUUGCACAAAAGUUCACAAGAAAGGGAUUGCACUUGGUAGAUCAGUGGACCUUACAAAGUUUAGUGACUAUGAUGAAUUGACCGCUGAAUUGGAUCAGCUGUUUGAAUUUGGAGGUGAAUUAAUAUCUCCACAAAAGGAUUGGCUUGUUGUCUUUACCGAUAAUGAGGGUGACAUGAUGCUUGUUGGCGAUGACCCAUGGCAGGAGUUUUGUUCGAUGGUCCGCAAAAUUUACAUCUACCCGAAGGAGGAGAUUCAGAAAAUGAGCCCCGGUACCUUGAGUUCAAAAAAUGAAGAGAAUCAUUCAGCUACUGAAGGCGAUGCACAAGAAACCAAGUCUCAGCUGAAUCCAUCAGCUUCAGAUGCUUGAUUGUUUGGUAGAUUCGAUUUUCGUAGCAUCCAAAUUCCAAGACUUUGGAAUGGAAAGAAGUAGAGGACUGUCAUAAAAACAUGAUCCAGUUAGAGAAUAUGUGUAUGACCUGAACAAGAAAGUUUUAAUUCUGAAGAGACAACAACAAUGUAUGUGUUUGGUAUCAGAAUUUGGAGUAGAGUUUCCAUCCGAUUUUGGACAGUGUCGUGGAAUUAGUGUUAGUAUAUUUCAAUAUAUGACUUUCCAAUUAUAAUAUAUAGUCCUAGUAUAUAUUUUUAGUAUAGUAAGUAAUUUUGUGUCUUGAGCAAAGGCUAUAUGGUAUGGGGUGUAUUGCCUUGCAUUUUUCAUCAAAUCCUUACCUUGUUCAUAGUUUCGUUUUCUCAUCUCUAGAUGACUAGAACACCCCUUCCCCUCAACCCAUUAAUGUAAUUAAUUAGAUCAUAUACAAGUGCGGUUUAUCUGAUUUUUAUUUUUGAUUGGUACUUAUUUUAGUAGAAAAAUUGUGCUAGUAAAAUAUUAUGUUGAAAAAAUUAUUGUGGAUAUCAAUUUGCAUUUUGCUUGCUUGCUCU
This is a messenger RNA of Trifolium pratense (red clover), 3839 nucleotides long. Its product is annotated as auxin response factor 2B. NCBI's taxonomy places the organism in Eukaryota, Viridiplantae, Streptophyta, Magnoliopsida, Fabales, Fabaceae. The record is from RefSeq and is a predicted model, not a curated record. The transcript is spliced from 14 exons. Gene Ontology annotation, biological process: response to hormone; regulation of DNA-templated transcription. Gene Ontology annotation, molecular function: protein binding; DNA binding. Bases 688 to 3270 code for a protein of 860 amino acids. Gene Ontology annotation, cellular component: nucleus.